This is a messenger RNA of Linum trigynum, 745 nucleotides long. Lineage: Eukaryota; Viridiplantae; Streptophyta; Magnoliopsida; Malpighiales; Linaceae. The record is from the annotation of a GenBank genome assembly.
CGCAAUGAAAAUUUCAAUGCGAACACGGAGAAGAGGAGGGAAGAGGGUGACUCGAGGUCGUGUGAUGGAGUCCAAAGACUUGAUGACGACGACCCGGGAGAGAGUCAUCGUCGACCCUAACAGCAUGGGCAAGGAGGGAGAUGAUGCGAUGGCCGCAUCGGGGACCGGCGUCGAGCUCGUCGUGACGCGGACGGAAGUCGACCUGAACUGCGGCGGGGUGGAGGAUGAUGCAGUGGAGGUUACAAGGCCACGACCCUACCCUCCACGACGACCUGGGGUAUCGGCAACUCGGAGCUGGCCGCCGAUGUGUGGGCCGAGAAGAGAGGACGGAGCUCCUGGCGGCGGCUGGUUUCGGGCAAAACCGAUCACGGGGAUGCUGUUCUCUGAGGAGGAGGAGGAAGAGGAACCAGAGGAGGUUGCCGAGGAUGGGGUCGAGGUUGGAGAUGGAUGAGAGGAUGAUGACGACCGAAACCGGGUGACUUUGGAAGGUGACGGUGGCGACGGAGCAAAGGUAAGCAGCGUUCCCGAAUUGUUGGAACCCAAUGGCGUGGGUUUUAAAAUUUGAUGAAAUGUUAGGGGCAACUUGGUCAUUUAAGAAGUGGGACAGAUUGGUGAAUUUUAGAAAGAUUGAGUAUGAAUGAGUAAUUUAUCAGGCCAAGGGUUAGUUUGUAAACAGUAGUUAUUUGGGUAUCUGAUGGGAAUAAGCCCGUUGGACUGGAAUGUUAAAUCAAAAAGUGGAAAUUGG